Zingiber officinale is the source of this 894-nucleotide messenger RNA. RefSeq names its product enoyl-[acyl-carrier-protein] reductase [NADH] 1, chloroplastic-like. The transcript has 11 exons. Lineage: Eukaryota; Viridiplantae; Streptophyta; Magnoliopsida; Zingiberales; Zingiberaceae. Gene Ontology annotation, molecular function: enoyl-[acyl-carrier-protein] reductase (NADH) activity. Bases 1 to 867 code for a protein of 288 amino acids. Gene Ontology annotation, biological process: fatty acid biosynthetic process. The record is from RefSeq and is a predicted model, not a curated record.
AUGGCUUGUGUUGGAGUUUGCAGGGCAGAAGUUGCAGAAUGGGAGGGUGCUUCCGCCCGGCACCUCUUGCGAUGUUGCAGGGGUUCACCAAAGGUGGUCGACUCAGAAGCUAUCACAAUCGGCAGCAUCGAGGGCAAAAGGGCAUUUAUUGCUGGAGUUGUUGAUGAUAAUGGUUAUGGUUGGGCAAUCACAAAGGCUCUUGCCGCUGCUGGGGCAGAAAUACUUGUUGGUACAUGGGUGCCUAUAGGUGCUUCCGAAGCACUGAACAUAUUUGAGACAAGCUUAAGGUGUGACAAAUUUGAUAAGUCACGGAAAUUGCCAAAUGGCUCACUGAUGGAUAUUGUCAAAGUAUAUCCUCUUGAUGCCGUUUGCGAUACACUUGAUGAUGUUCCUGAAGAUGUCAAGACAAACAAACGCUAUGCUGGAUCCUCAAAUUGGACUGUUAAGGAAAUGGCAGAGGCUGUGACGAAAGAUUUUGGAAGGAUUGACAUCCUCGUGCAUUCUCUUGCCAAUGGACCAGUGGUAACGAAGCCACUCUUGGAGACAUCUAGAAGAGGGUAUCUUGCUACAAUUUCAGCUUCGAGUUACUCUUUUGUCUCCCUGCUUCGGCACUUUCUUCCAAUAAUGAAUCCAGGCGGUGCUUCAAUAUCUUUGACAUACAUAGCUUCCGAAAGGGCAAUCCCAGGAUAUGGAGGUGGAAUGAGCUCAACAAAAGCUACAUUGGAGAGCGAUACAAAAGUGUUGGCUUUUGAACUGCACUUGCUUGCCACAAAGCAUCAGAUGUUUCAUCUGAUUCCAACACCUCAGGGAGCUUUUAUGUACUCAAUGACAUAUUCCGUCUCAACGUGCUCAUUACAAAGAUUCUAGGAUACACUUGGAGGAAUGAUAGCUCAG